Molecule: messenger RNA, 202 nt
Organism: Balearica regulorum gibbericeps (East African grey crowned-crane)
Lineage: Eukaryota; Metazoa; Chordata; Aves; Gruiformes; Gruidae
Source: RefSeq, a predicted model, not a curated record
AUUACCUGCUGCUGCAGACCUACGCCCUGCGCCUGGAAGCCAUCCUCAACGCCAUCCUCCUGCUCUUCUACACCGCGGAGCUGCUGCUAGGCGUCCUCGCGCUGGUCUCCUUCUCCAGGUACCUCCGCGACACCGUAGGAGCCGCGUGGAUUCGUACUGAGGCCCCGCGCCACGCCAAAGGACCAGGCACAGAGCGGCACAG